Messenger RNA from Drosophila persimilis, 281 nucleotides. RefSeq names its product ubiquitin-conjugating enzyme E2 variant 1. The transcript has a single exon. The record is from RefSeq and is a predicted model, not a curated record. The coding region runs from base 24 to 281 and encodes 85 amino acids. NCBI's taxonomy places the organism in Eukaryota, Metazoa, Arthropoda, Insecta, Diptera, Drosophilidae.
CCGUCACACUGUUAACAUCCACAAUGGCGAAUACAUCAAGUACCGGCGUUGUGGUGCCACGAAAUUUCCGCUUACUGGAGGAGCUGGAUCAGGGCCAGAAGGGUGUAGGCGAUGGCACCAUCUCGUGGGGUCUGGAGAACGACGAUGAUAUGACGCUCACCUACUGGAUCGGCAUGAUCAUUGGUCCGCCUAGAACCCCAUUUGAGAAUCGAAUGUAUUCACUAAAGAUUGAGUGCAACGAACGCUAUCCGGAUGAGCCGCCCACGGUAUUGAGUUGGUAG